GAUAUCGGUAUAAAUUAACCGAGAUGUAUCGCGCAUCUCCAUCGAAUAAAAAAAAAACAUCUUGAUCGACAAGCAGGCUUCAUAUAUUUUAUACAAAACUACCGUUUUCGAAAUGAAAUUCGUCAUUGAGAGUGUAAGUAAAUCCUCCGGACGCCUUGGCCAAUUGGUGCAAAUGGAAACUGACAGGCGAUUCCGGACGCCUUUGUUAGUGCAAAGCACAAAAGGGGGUAGCAUUCCCUAUCUCAGCCGUGAAGUAUUUGAAUAUAUUAACAACACGAUACCAGCGUUGCAGUUUUCAUUAUCUACUAUUGACCAUAUGACAGAUUCGAUAAAAUUAUUCAACGAUUCUCUUAGUGCCUAUGUCGGUUACCCAGAAUGCCUCUCUCUGUUGAUGGUACGGGACCCCUGCGAGGUCACACCGAGUGGGUAUAACGACAAAAAUACAGUACCUCUUUUUACCAGACGAGGAAAGGAAACAUUAGACGCGAAAAGAUAUAUGGAUGUUGUAGAAAGCCUAACACCUGAUAUCUACCAAGGUUUAUGCGAUGCCGACACAAAUGUGGGUAGCUCCAAAAAGCGUUUGACCAAGAGUGUCCAUCGCACAACCCAAUUAAUGGAUAUCUGCUAUGAUCGACAUCAAAAUUCUAAUAAUUCAAGCAAGUGUACACUAUUUGUACCGAUUGUUGGUGGAUACAGUAUAUUUGCCCGAUCAGAUUCUAUUAAACAUGCCAAAGCGAAAGGAGCGAACGCAACUGGCGGUUACAUAUUUGAAGGUUUUCAUAAUUAUGGGCUCAGCGCGACACAAAUAGAUGCUUCUCAGUUAAUAACUGUGAUGACUCAUUGUUUGAAGGAACUACCUGCUGACAAACCAAAAAUGUUGCCUGGGGCAUACACACCACCAGUAAUAUUGGAACUAAUAUCUUUAGGAGUAGAUAUUUUCGACACGUCUUAUGCCUACUGUGCUACAACGAAUUUUAAAGCGUUUACAUUUAGUCUUGAUAUAACAGACGAAAACAGCGCAAUUAUGGAUCCAUUCUUGGACAUAACUAAUGAUGGUCUAAAGGAGGAUUUUACGCCAAUAUUAGCAAGUUGUUCUUGCCUAACUUGCAAGAAGCACACGCGUGCUUAUUUAUACCACCUGUAUAAAACCAAUGAGUUGCUUGGGCCAAUCUUAGCAAUGAUACACAACUUACACCACCUGAUACAGUUUUUCAAUAUCAUUCAUACGUGUAUUGCCGAAGACAAGCUGCCGGAAUUAAUUCAACACAUUAAAUUGCAGGGAUGUAAUAAUGCUAUAGAUUAUAGUAUUAAGCCAAAUGCUAAAACAAGCAAAAAUGAUAAGGGAAAAGGUUUUGCUAUUAUCAGGGACGGGCUGUAACUAAUUAUAUGUAAGAUUUGGAUUUAUUGCGGAGAAUACAUUAGUACAAUAAGUUACAAGGAUCUUUUAUAGUACAACAAAGGUGUAGACAAAAGUACAUAUGUAUAUAAUAUAUCGUCACCUGGCAUGCGUAA
Molecule: messenger RNA, 1512 nt
Organism: Rhagoletis pomonella (apple maggot)
Lineage: Eukaryota; Metazoa; Arthropoda; Insecta; Diptera; Tephritidae
Product: queuine tRNA-ribosyltransferase accessory subunit 2
Exons: 6
Coding region: 113-1378 (421 amino acids)
Molecular function (GO): tRNA-guanosine(34) queuine transglycosylase activity
Source: RefSeq, a predicted model, not a curated record